AGAGGAGGAGGAGGAGGAGGGUGAGGCUGGGCUGGGCUGCCUUGCCUGCCUGCCUGGGGGGGAGAAGUGUGCCAUGCCGCACUGUUGUCGCGAAUGAAUGAAAGCGAGAGGAGAGUGGAGUGGGAGUGGGAGUGGAGAAGAGAAGAGCACCGCAGGCACAGCCGAGCAGUCGACCGGGGCACAAGUAGUAGUAGCAGUAGUAGUAGGCAAGGCGUCGUUGCGCUGUGCUUGAUUGAAGGAAGAAGGUUUGGUGGCGCAGGGGGAGCUAAUCAUGGAGGGGUGCAAGCAAGCAGGCUGUGAGUGAGGAGUGCACAGAAGCGGAUGGCAGUGACGAAAAGAGAAAGUAGGAGCGUGAUGGAUGCUUCCGGCAAGUAUGUGCGCUACACAAACGAACAGGUGGAGGCUUUGGAGCGCGUCUACAAUGAGUGCCCGAAGCCCAGCUCGAUAAGGCGUCAGCAGCUGAUCAAAGAUUGCCCCAUUCUUGCCAACAUCGAGCCGAAGCAGAUCAAAGUCUGGUUCCAGAAUCGACGGUGCCGCGAGAAGCAACGAAAAGAAGCCACCCGGCUUCUGAGUGUGAAUGCGAAACUCACCGCGCUGAACAAGCUGCUCAUGGAAGAGAAUGAGCGCCUCUCGAAGCACACUUCUCAGCUGGCUAUCGAGAAUCAGUAUCUUCGUCAGCACACGAGUUCCGAGAGGAACUUGAAGCCAUCCCGCCGGCUGCACGAGCAGGCAGGGAUGGCCACGCCUGACACGAGUUCUGAAUCUGUUGUCACGGGUGGACUUCAACGACAUCCAACACCGCAGCAUCCCCCGCGGGAUGCAAGUCCUGCUGGGUUACUGGCGAUUGCAGAAGAAACCUUGACAGAGUUUCUGGCCAAGGCAACAGGAACUGCAAUUGACUGGAUCCAGAUGCCCGGGAUGAAGCCUGGUCCGGACUCGAUUGGCAUUGUAGCCAUUUCACACGGUUGUGCUGGAGUGGCUGCACGAGCAUGCGGCUUAGUGGGCCUCGAACCCACGAAGGUCGCGGAUGUUCUCAAGGACAGACCUGCAUGGCUCCGAGACUGUCGGCGGCUGGACGUUCUUGGAGCCUUCCCCACCGGAAACGGUGGCACUGUCGAGCUGAUUUACACUCAGAUGUAUGCACCAACUACCCUUGCACCUGCGAGGGAUUUUUGUACGUUGCGUUACACAUCGUUUUUGGAGGAUGGCAAUCUUGUGAUUUGCGAGCGUUCCUUGAGUGGAGCUCAUGGUGCACCGACAAUGCCACCGGUGCAAUUCUUCGUUCGAGCAGAAAUGCUCCCAAGUGGUUACUUGAUUCGUCCUUGCGAAGGCGGCGGUUGUAUCAUCCACAUAGUUGAUCACAUGGAUCUCGAGCCUUGGAGUGUACCUGAAGUGCUUCGACCUCUUUACGAGUCAUCAGCGGUGCUUGCCCAGAAGAUGACGAUAGGGGCAUUGCGUCACUUGCGUAGACUAGCUCAGGAGAUUCCAGGUGAGGUGGUUCUCGGAAGUGACCAGCAACCAGCCGUCUUGCGUGCCCUCAGCCAGCGCCUUGCAAGGGGUUUCAACGAGGCGGUCAAUGGGUUUGCAGACGACGGUUGGACUACGUUGCCUAGCGAUGGAAUGGAUGAUGUCAGCGUGGUCGUAAAUCCCAAUCCGAACUCCAAGCAGUUCGGAGGAGGCCCAAAUGCCACAGAUAGAUUAUGCUCCAUCGGUGGCGGAAUCUUGUGUGCCAAAGCCUCCAUGUUGCUACAGAACGUUCCACCUGCGCUUUUGAUUCGAUUCCUUCGUGAGCAUCGAUCAGAGUGGGCAGACUGUGAAAUAGAUGCUGAUGCUGCUGCAGCUCUUCGGUCCACUAAUUACGUUGGGUCCGAGUCACGUGGGAGCUUAUGUGGUGGCCAGUUACCACUACCUCUUGCCCACGCCGUGGAGCAAGAAGAGUUUUUGGAGGUGGUGAAAUUAGAGGGACACUCCCCAACACAAGACGGAGGCGUGUUGAACCGGAGUGAUUCGUUCUUAUUGCAGUUGUGUAGUGGUGUCGAUGAGAAUGCCGUGGGUGCAUGUGCGCAACUCGUGUUCGCUCCGGUUGACGUCGCAGUCACAGACGAUGUUCCUCUUCUUGCGUCUGGUUUCCGGGUUAUCCCCUUGGACAGUGGCAUAGUCGAUGGAUAUGGCUUGUCCCGAACUUUGGAUUUGACAUCUACACUUGAGGGUGGAUCAGAGGCUCGGCUCGUAGGAGACUCUGGAGCUUCGGCGUGCCACUUGAGAAGCGUCUUGACUAUAGCGUUUCAAUUUGCAUUUGAGGUGCACACUAGAGAUAGUGUUGCUGCCAUGGCACGGCAGUAUGUGCGCACUGUGGUGGCAUCUGUCCAGCGAGUGGCGAUGGCGUUGGCUCCAUCCCGGCUUGGGUCACAUCUGGGAGGAACCAGACAUCCACCACCUGCAACUCCUGAAGCACUUGUUCUUGCCCGAAGAGUUCUCCAGAGUUACAGGAGCUACAUGGGCAUGGAGCUAACCAGAGAACUUGAAAGAACGGACUACUCAAACAGUGAAGCACUUUUCAAGAUUUUCUGGAAUCACUCGGAUGCUAUUUUGUGUUGUGCUUGCAAGUCCCUGCCGGAAUUCACAUUCGGAAACCGCGCCGGAUUGGAGAUGUUGGAAACAUCAUCAGGUGCUUUGCAGGAGUUGACUUGGGAAAAGACUCUUGACGAAAAUGGACGAAAGACAGCCUAUUCUGACUUCACUCAAGUCAUGACACAGGGCUACGCCUGCCUUCCAGCAGGUGUGCGAAUUUCGAGCAUGGGACGGCCGGCUACCUACCAACAGGCGAUAGCCUGGAAGGUUGUGGACGAAGAUGAUCACACGCAUUGCAUAGCAUUCAUGUUUACGAACUGGUCAUUUUUGUGAAACCUUCAGCUCAAAGGUUCUGGCUUUACUUCAACAGUUCCGGCGUUUCUCUGCGUGCGACAGAGGAGCUCUGAAAGGAAUUGCAGGUGGACUUUAUUGCGCGUUGUCCUCGAUGUAGCAGCACUUUCCCUGGCGGUGUUCCGUUCUUCAGCUCAAGGUUGGUUCUAGUAGUUGACCCGUGACUCGAAUGAUUGUGGAAGGAAAGGACAAGCUGGGAUAAUAUGGACAGGGGGAAGUUUCUGAAGUUCCUCCUGAUCCGAAACCAUUUCGGGAAGGUGCAACAGCUGGUGGUGCUUUUCUCCAGUUUAUUUAACAUGACUUCUAGUAACUUGACCUGGAAACAGAAAGGUGCGAGAUUGUGUUGAAUCACUCAUCACAAAUUCGUCACAACUUGUAUUAGGCAGCUGAGACUGCUGUUUUGGAUGUUAUUUUGAUUUGACAUCGAACUUGUGUUGACACCAUUUUGAACAUACUUAAAUGUCUGGUUGUCCACAACCUCAAACCUGAAAUCAUCUGUUCAUAUUCAGUCUAGGACAUGUCCUAGGACUUUUCCGGGCUAACGGUGUCUUCUAGUAGGGGGAGUCUCACGAUCAUACUAUACAAGCAUGAAACUCUUUCGCUGGUUUCGGUGUCAUAAAGUUCUUCGAAGGCAGACGGAUUUAGUAGCGCAGCCUCACUGGAAGGACGUGGAAAUGCUGUCUUUCCACUGAACGCCGGUGUACGAACGUCCAUUACACACGCAGGAGUCCAGACCUGCGAGAUGCACCAUGAGCUCGAAGGGCAGUUGUAUCGAUGAUCUCUAAUCUGCCCCUUCCGAGAAAGAAAUGACCCGAUCCGGUCUGAUCUUUGGGUUCCUAGGCUUGUUGCCAUUUCGUGUAUUCUCGGCUGAAGAGAGCUGUUGCUAGCGUGAGAUUCUCAUGAGUAUAAUGGACGAGGAGCAUCCGCAGGUCUAGCAAAGCGAAGAAAUUACACUGAGGACAGGACGACUCAGGAGUUGCAAGGGACAACUUGCAGAAUCAGUCGGUGAUCGAAUGUCAUGCAUGUCACGGGAGAUGAAGCCACUAGCUAGCCCCAGUACAGCACAGUGCAGUACAGUUGAGUCGUAGGCGAGUUCAACGAAUCGAGGUUAUGAGUGUACAUCAAUUCAGUUAUAAAGUGGCAUUUCUCGAUGAAGCCAUGUGUAA
Molecule: messenger RNA, 4088 nt
Organism: Marchantia polymorpha subsp. ruderalis
Lineage: Eukaryota; Viridiplantae; Streptophyta; Marchantiopsida; Marchantiales; Marchantiaceae
Source: the annotation of a GenBank genome assembly